UUUUAUGGAUGAUUAAAAUAAAAUAUUUCAUAAAAAAGCAACACUUGACAGCUAAGGUAAAUGGCAGCACUGCAUUGGAAAGUUGACAUCGAAAAAAAAUAUAUCAAAUGAUCAAAAAAUUCGAGUAAACACAACGCAAUCAUGAUUUAAAGUCCAUCCGCCAGUUUUUACAUCUUUCACAAGAUUCGUAACACCCUCCACGAUAACUAUCGCCAAAAUUCCUGUUAUGCUACACAAUGAGCAACAACCCUGAAGACGUCAGAAAUGCGGUCACACAAACAAACUCGUCCGGGAUUCCUGUCACGCAAAAGGAAUCGUCGAAAUAUUGCUGGGUCUGUUUUGCAACUGACGAAGAGGACACAGAAGCCUCUUGGGUACAACCAUGCAACUGUCGAGGCACUACAAAAUGGGUGCAUCAAGUUUGCCUACAAAGAUGGGUGGAUGAGAAACAAAAAGGAGGAAACAUAGGCAAAGUGGUCUGUCCACAGUGUCAGACGGAAUAUAUAAUAGUGUUCCCUAACAUGGGAAUUUUAGUUCUUGUUCUUGACACUAUAGACUCAUUCAUUUACAAAAGUUGCCCCUUUUUAGCUGCUGGCAUUGUUGUUGGUGCUAUUUACUGGUGUGCUGUCACAUAUGGAGCCAUCACAAUCAUGCAAGUAAUAGGACAGAAGGAAGGUUUGACAAUAAUGGAACAGGCAGAUCCUCUUGUCUUACUUAUUGGACUUCCAGCCAUUCCAGUGGCCCUUGUUUUGGGCAAAAUGAUUCGUUGGGAAGAUGCUGUACUCAAUUUUAUGAGGAAAAAAAUUUCCAAAGUACCCAUUUUAAGAAACAUAAUGCCCUUCAGGUUGGACAUAACUCAUAGUACAGAGUCUGGCACAGAAAGUGAUUUGCCUCCAUUGUCCAAUCCUGUUUCUGCAACCAGAGUAUUGUGUGGUGCUCUCUUGAUGCCCACAAUAGCAAGCAUUGUUGGAAAGUUCUUCUUUGACUCUGUUAAGUCCAAUUUUCACAAGACUGUAUUAGGAGGAUUAGCUUUUAUUACUGUUAAGGGAUGUUUAAGGAUUUAUCACAAACAACAGCAGUAUAUAAGACAGUGUCAGAGGAAGAUUUUAGAUUACACCCAACAAAAUAUUUCUACUUAUUUACAAAAUAGAAGAGACGAAUAAUGUAUGUAAAUAGGAUUGAUCAUAAAGUUGAGUUUCACUUACACAGUUGUAUGAUUUUUAAGACAUAUUUUAGCAAUUUGUACAUUUUUGAACAGAUGAUUUACAUUGUUUGGGAAUUAAUUUGUUAACACGGCGGUCUAAUUACAACCAGCUAUGUUUAUUUUUACAAUAAAAAUUUAUCUGAAGUUA
Messenger RNA from Aethina tumida (small hive beetle), 1352 nucleotides. Its product is annotated as E3 ubiquitin-protein ligase MARCHF5. Gene Ontology annotation, molecular function: zinc ion binding. Lineage: Eukaryota; Metazoa; Arthropoda; Insecta; Coleoptera; Nitidulidae. The transcript has 4 exons. Bases 237 to 1163 code for a protein of 308 amino acids. The record is from RefSeq and is a predicted model, not a curated record.